Molecule: messenger RNA, 1584 nt
Organism: Apus apus (common swift)
Lineage: Eukaryota; Metazoa; Chordata; Aves; Apodiformes; Apodidae
Product: semaphorin-4D-like
Exons: 11
Coding region: 1-1584 (527 amino acids)
Biological process (GO): semaphorin-plexin signaling pathway; positive regulation of cell migration; neural crest cell migration
Molecular function (GO): chemorepellent activity; semaphorin receptor binding
Source: RefSeq, a predicted model, not a curated record
AUGGCCUGCUCCUUCCCAGGGCUGCCUGACCAGCCCCCGUGUCCCCGGUACCGGGGCCGUGAUCCAGGGCCAUGUCCCGGGUACCAGGGCCGUGUCCCAGGGCCGUGUCCCCGGUACCAGCGCCGUGUCCAGGAUGGAAAUAAAAACACUUUUAUGAAUGAAGGUUUAUCCAACAUUUCCACUCUCCUUGUGGAUGAAGAAACUGAUACCUUAUUUGUUGGAGGCAGAGAUGCAGUAUUUGCUCUUGACUUGAAUAAUAUUUCUAGAGAAAUAUCCAGGAUAAGAUGCCAGAACUACAUCCUCUUCCUCCACAAGAUAAAUGACUCCAACCUCUAUGUUUGUGGAACCAAUGCCUAUCACCCAACUUGUGAUCACAUGGUUAUCCAUGGAACAAACAUGAGCCUGCAAGGAAGAGAUGAAGAGGGCAGAGGGAAGUGCCCGUUUGAACCAACUCUAAAUUAUGCCUCUGUUUUUGUAGAUGGGGAAUUUUAUUCAGCCACUUCAAAUAACUUCUUGGGAACAGAACCCAUAAUACUCCGCAGUAUGAGAAAUCCAGUGAGAACAGAGUUCACAGCAUCGUGGCUAAAUGAGCCAAGCUUUGUCAACAUGGAAAUAGUGCAUGAGAGUGAAUCCAGCCCAAAUGGAGAUGAUGAUAAAAUUUAUGUGUUCUUCACUGAAACAGCUGUUGAAUUUGAAUUCUAUGACAAGGUUCUGGUGUCCAGAAUUGCCCGGGUCUGCAGGGGUGACCUCGGUGGAAAACGCGUAUUGCAGAGGAGAUGGACGUCGUUUUUAAAAUCCCACCUUGCCUGUUCCCUUCCAGAAUUAAACUUCCAUUUCAAUAUUAUCCAGGACAUCUUUUUCCUUAGGAGAAGGAGAUGGCAGGACAGCAUAUUUUAUGGAAUUUUUUCCCAGCAAUGGGGAAGAUUAGACAUCUCAGCUGUGUGUGCAUACAGUAUGAAAAAUAUCCAGGAAGUCUUCUCCAAAGGAAGCUACAAAGGACCAGUAACUGCAGAACAUUCCCCUGUUCAGUGGAUGGUGUAUAGAGGGGAAGUGCCAGUUCCACGUCCUGGUGCUUGCAUUGAUGACCUUGCCCGGACUGCUGGGUAUAACACCUCUGCUGACCUGCCUGACAAAGUCCUGCAGUUUGUUAGAGAUCACCCUCUGAUGGAUGAUCCAGUCAGUCCCAUUGGCAAUGGUCCGGUGCUCCUGAAGAGAGGUUCCAACUAUACCAGGAUUGUGGUAGACAGAGUCACUGGCCUAGAUAAAGAAACCUAUGAUGUUAUGUUUCUAGGAACAGAUGAUGGAUAUUUGCAUAAAGCUUUGAGUUGUGAUGGGGAAAUGUUCAUUGUGGAAGAGCUGCAGCUGUUUCUGUCUCCUGAGCCUGUACAAUCUCUUCAGCUGUCUCCUAAAAAGGGAAUGCUCUAUGUGGGGUCCCAGUCUCAGGUGGUGCAGCUUCCCGUUGCCGAGUGCCACCGGUACAAGGGCUGCUUGGAUUGCAUCUUGGCUCGGGAUCCCUACUGUGCCUGGGCUGGGGCUGCUCAGGGAUGUGUCCCCCUGGCACACCCACCUGCUCAGACCCUGUAA